Tinamus guttatus (white-throated tinamou) is the source of this 1840-nucleotide messenger RNA. The record is from RefSeq and is a predicted model, not a curated record. Lineage: Eukaryota; Metazoa; Chordata; Aves; Tinamiformes; Tinamidae.
AUGGCACUGUGCUUAGUGCCUGCUUUCCUCAGUCUGAACAUCACCCCCAAGCAAGGACCAAAAAGGCCGUACCCUGAGCAGGGGGCAGAGUUUGGGGUGGAGACGGACAAGGCGACGGUUGGCUUUGAGAGCGUGGACGAUUGUUACUUAGCCAAGAUCCUGGUGCCAGAAGGAACAAGGGAUGUUCCCAUUGGGGCCAUAAUAUGUAUCACAGUUGAAAAGCCUGAAUACAUUGAUGCCUUUAAAAAUUAUACCCUGGAUUCUGCAGCAUCUGCUCCCCCUGCAGCCACAGUGCCUCCCCCUCCCGCUGCAGCGCCCUCACCACCAUCUCAGCCUCCUCCUCAGCCUCCUGGCAGCUCUUACCCGCCUCAUAUGCAGAUCACUCUCCCGGCACUUUCACCUACAAUGACGAUGGGCACAGUGCAGAGGUGGGAGAAGAAGGUUGGGGAGAAACUGAAUGAAGGAGAUUUACUGGCAGAAAUUGAAACAGAUAAAGCUACAAUAGGUUUUGAAGUGCAGGAAGAAGGCUACUUGGCAAAAAUCUUGGUGCCUGAAGGAACAAGGGACGUGCCACUUGGAACAGCACUCUGCAUCAUUGUGGAGAAAGAGUCUGAUAUUCCAGCCUUUGCUGACUACCGAGAGACAGGAGUAGUUGACAUGAAGCCACAAGCUGCUGCUGCUCCUCUUCCUCCUCCGGUGAUGGCAACUCCUGCUGCUGCCACUCCUCCACAGCCUGCUGCCCCUCCUGCUCCAGCGGUCGCAGCAACUGUGCCACUUUCCCAGAAAGGAAGGAUCCUAGUUAGUCCCCUGGCAAAGAAACUGGCAGCAGAAAAAGGAAUUGACCUCGCUCAGGUGAAAGGGACUGGACCAGAUGGAAGAAUCACGAAGAAAGAUGUAGAGUCAUUUGUACCACCAAAAGUUGCCCCAGCCCCGGCGGUUGAGGCAGUACCUGCGGCCGCUGCAGUUGCAGCGGCGCCUGUGGGGACCUUCACAGAUAUCCCUGUCAGCAACAUUCGGAGGGUCAUUGCUCAGCGGCUGAUGCAGUCCAAACAAACAGUACCUCACUACUACCUGUCUAUCGAUGUAAACAUGGGAGAAGUUCUGGUGCUAAGAAAAGAACUCAAUCAGGUGGUCUCAGAUAACAUUAAGCUGUCUGUCAAUGACUUCAUAAUUAAAGCUUCUGCUCUGGCAUGCUUGAAGGUGCCCGAGGCUAAUUCUUCAUGGAUGGACACAGUUAUUAGGCAAAACCAUGUAGUGGAUGUGAGCGUUGCAGUGAGUACCCCUGCAGGGCUUAUAACCCCUAUAGUGUUUAACGCACAUAUAAAAGGUCUGGCUUCCAUUAGCAAGGAUGUUGUCUCUUUGGCAACCAAAGCCCGAGAAGGUAAACUUCAGCCACACGAAUUCCAGGGCGGCACUUUCACAGUUUCCAAUUUAGGAAUGUAUGGGAUUAAGAAUUUCUCUGCCAUAAUCAAUCCACCUCAAGCCUGCAUCCUUGCGGUUGGUUCCUCAGAGAAAAAGCUGGUGCCAGCAGAUAAUGAGAAAGGGUUUGACGUGGCCAGUGUGAUGUCCGUUACGCUUAGCUGUGACCAUCGUGUUGUGGAUGGAGCAGUUGGAGCUCAGUGGCUUGUUGAGUUCAAGAAUUUCCUUGAAAAGCCAGUAACGAUGCUGCUAUAAUCAAACUAUGUAAGCAAAAUCUUCCUGGGUCACACUGUUUUGUUCUAAACAAGCUAUUAGACUUUAGUGUUCAGACUUAAAGUUUCUUUUUUAUUAUUAUUAUUUUAAAUAUGUAUUAUAUUAUCUGGUAAUCUUUUUACCAGUCUGUACAGGUAAAAUAGUUUGC